GCCGCUUAGUGGCCUUGCAGUGAUAAUUAUGGUAACAAUUUGUUACAUUGUAAAAAGAUUCGUUUUCUUUAAAAAUUGAAGUUUCAACUCUGAUUGAUGUGACUGUCGAAAAAUAACUCAUUAUCAAAGAACAUUGAAAAUAUUACCUUGACAAAUCAAAAUAUAUUUUCAAAUUUGUCCAUUAGUAAAGAGACGCUUAUUCGUCUAGAAAGAAGUCCUAUUGCGCCACCUACAACAUUUGUGUAGUUUACUUAUCGAAUUUACUUUGAUGGUAAAAUGCCAGGCUCUGAUGAAAAGUCAAUUCCAAAGGAUUUUAGUUCAAGGGUUUUCAAUGAUUCCAGCAUUGAGAGUCGGAGAAACGAGAAGUUUAAUAUUCCCAUUAUAACUUUGAAUGAUGCUGACAACUCGCUGGCUGAAUCGUAUUUAACGGAAAAGCAGACCUUAUCAUAUGGAAGCGGUAUACCUAAAAGAGUGAAGAAAGAUUAUAAAGGUCUUGGAGUCUGCCCAUGGAUGGAUGAACCUUACCCACACGACUGUGUAUCAGUCAUCAAACUAGAAAAGCCGUUGAAACCUGGAAUAGUAAAAUGCGAGCUUUGUCCAUAUAAAUCAGCACCCUCUGUGGUAAAGGCUCAUCAAAUCGUUCAUUCAACUGAAAAAACUUUUGAUUGCCGACUCUGCAAAAAAUCAUUCAAGUGGGUUCAAUCUCUUAGACGUCAUAUUUCCACAGUACAUGUGGGUAUCAAAAAGGCUCUCUGCCCCAAUUGUGGGAAGUCUCUAGCUACCAGGCACUCAUGAGAACGUGCAUCUGUGGUUACUAAAACGAUUUCAAACGAAAUCAAUAGCUGUUAAAAAUUUUGUAGUCUACCCUUUCACUAUGAUUGUUUGUCUUCAAAUUUUCAAAAAUAAACUCAGCCAAGUAAAAUGUACUAUAAAUAAUCUUUUAUCUAAUGUCUUCUUUUUUUUCAAUGUUUGUUUAAAAAAAGA
Dimorphilus gyrociliatus is the source of this 984-nucleotide messenger RNA. The record is from the annotation of a GenBank genome assembly. NCBI's taxonomy places the organism in Eukaryota, Metazoa, Annelida, Polychaeta, Dinophilidae.